UCCGACCAGGCGGGCGGGCGCGCGCCAGCGCGAGCGCACGCGCGCUCCCGCCACCCUCUCCGGUGACGUGCCUGGCCGAGGCCGCGCUAGGGCGCUGGAGCUGCCACUGAGCGGCUGUCAUGGCGUCGGAGGCGCUGGCUGAGGAGAGCCGGCCGCGGUGUCUAUAGGACCAGGGGCGGGCGGCCGGGGAUGGAGAGCGGCCCUGACAACCCGCAGCCUCUGGAACUCGGGGUGGCGGCGGGCCGGGAGUCGCCGCCGGAAGGGCGAGGGCACGGCGGGCGCGAGGCUGAGGAUGGUCUCGCAGGACGCGCGGAGGAGAGCGGCGGGCAGGGGGCGGCGGCCGCGCGGAGCAGCCCCGGGGACCCGACGUCCCCCUCCCAGCUCGGCUGCGGCGCGGGCUCCGGCUUGAAGGACAGCGCGUCGCCGAGCCCCGCCGCCUCGGAGGCGCCCCCGAGAGGGCAGCACAAGGUGACCGCCUCCCCGGAGCUGGCCGAGGCCGCGGCUGGCCGAGGGUCGGGGCCGGUGGCGGACGCGGGCACCUGCAGGGUGGAGCAGGCGGCCGAGGAGCCCGGCAGCGCCGGCGCCCUGAGCAGCAGCUGCAGCGAGCCGAGCCCCCCUGGGGACUCGCCCAGCCUGGACUCCCUGGAGUCUUUCUCCAACCUGCAUUCUUUCCCCAGUAGCUCUGAGUUCAACAGUGAGGAGGGAGCGGAGACCAGGGUCCCCGAAGACGUGGAGGAGGGCGCGGCGGGGCCGCCCAGGGCUGCACCUCUGUGCAAAGAGGAGGAGGAGGAGGACCCGGCUCAGGUGCUAGCGGCCUCCAAAGAACGCUUUCCCGGACAGUCGGUGUAUCACAUCAAAUGGAUCCAGUGGAAAGAGGAGAACACGCCCAUCAUCACGCAGAAUGAGAAUGGACCCUGCCCUUUGCUGGCCAUCCUCAAUGUUUUGCUUCUGGCCUGGAAGGUGAAACUUCCACCAAUGAUGGAAAUCAUAACUGCGGAGCAGCUGAUGGAAUAUUUAGGGGAUUACAUGCUUGAGGCAAAGCCAAAAGAAAUUUCAGAAAUUCAACGUGUAAAUUAUGAACAGAAUAUGAGUGAUGCUAUGGCGAUCUUGCACAAACUACAGACAGGCCUGGAUGUGAAUGUCAGGUUCACUGGGGUGCGAGUGUUCGAGUACACACCAGAGUGCAUAGUCUUCGAUCUUCUAGAUAUUCCUUUGUAUCAUGGGUGGUUAGUGGACCCUCAGAUUGAUGACAUUGUAAAAGCUGUUGGCAACUGCAGCUACAACCAACUGGUGGAGAAGAUCAUCUCCUGUAAGCAGUCCGACAACAGCCAGUUGGUUAGUGAAGGCUUUGUAGCUGAGCAGUUUCUAAACAAUACAGCCACUCAACUGACGUACCAUGGAUUAUGUGAACUGACUUCAACGGUUCAGGAAGGAGAACUCUGUGUGUUCUUUCGGAAUAAUCAUUUUAGCACCAUGACAAAACACAAGGGUCAACUGUAUUUGUUGGUAACAGACCAGGGAUUUCUUACCGAAGAAAAAGUUGUCUGGGAAAGCCUACACAAUGUAGAUGGUGAUGGAAAUUUCUGUGACUCAGAAUUCCAUCUGCGACCUCCUUCAGAUCCUGAGACUGUGUACAAAGGUCAACAAGACCAAAUAGAUCAGGACUACCUUAUGGCACUGUCACUGCAACAAGAACAGCAGAGCCAAGAUAUCAACUGGGAGCAAAUUCCAGAAGGAAUCAGUGACCUGGAGUUGGCGAAGAAACUCCAGGAGGAGGAGGACAGACGGGCCUCUCAGUACUACCAGGAGCAGGAGCAGGCACAGGUGGCCGUGGCUGCUGCCACCACCUCCACACAGGUCCAGCAGGGCCAGCCAGCACAAGCCUCUCCAUCAAGUGUAAAACAGCCUGGAAAUAGUGAACGGAAACGCAAGGAACCCCGGGAAAAAGACAAAGAGAAAGAAAAGGAAAAAAACAGCUGUGUGAUUUUGUAGGAAGUGUUGGCAUCUGGAAACCACCUAUGCAGAUGACGGAAAGGAAGACCCAGUACCUACCGUCUGUGCCUGAUCUCCCAAGGGAUUUUGCUCUUGUUUUCCAGGGGAAGGUUGUUACUUUGUUACAAUCAACUUUUUAAGUUACACAAUACACUCUUUAUGAGCUGGAGUUUUAUGUUACAAGUUGGAACUGUUGUGUGUUGUCACUUGUAGCCAAAUAAGUAUAUCACUCCUACUUUGUUUUUAGUGACAUGGAAACUCUAAUCAGUUAGUAAGCUACUGUGUUCUGUCUGACAAUGGAUGGAGGUCACCUGAGUGAGUCCAAUCCUUCUAAAGAUGUAAUUAUUAGCACAACUAUUUCUGAAACAUUUGUUAAAUUAUGUUCUAAUCCAUAAAAAAUGAGGAGUUUAAUAUAGGGAGAGAAAAAAAGCAGGAAUAAAUGACCCUUCAUUGUACAUUGAACUGGUUCAGCCCUUGAACAGCUUUACCUUUCUUUAGUAAUGUACAUUUUAGCUAUUAUCUUGAGAACUGAUAAUGGAGCUUGGAUCCAAUUUAGAUAGAAAAAAUAUUUUUUAUUUUCCAAUAGCAAAAAAAAAUUACAUGACACUAAUAUGUAUAACCUAUCCAAAUCAGAUACUGACUUUGUAGUGUUGUGAGAUUCUGAGGAAUUUUAACACCUUUAGGUAACCUGAAUGGUGGGUUUUUUUUGUUUGUUUGUUAAGGAUGUAGUUAGCGAGUGAGGAGGAGACCACACUCAUGUUCAGCCUUGUAAAUAUGAUGGCAGAGAAGAGCAGAGUUCACUGUCUACCUUUUUCUAGAAUUACCUUGAACCUUAAAUUUUAAAUCAUGUUUAUUGCUAGAAAAUUAAGCAUAGUUAUUUAAACCAAUAAAAAGCACAUUUCUGAAGGAGAGUUAAUCUCUUGACUCUAGUGAAAAGAUAUUAAUAAAAUUCUGAACAUAGCAGGAAUCUGAAGGAAUUUAUGUAAAAGCAAUCAGAUUUUUUAACUUAAUGAGAACCAAAUAAACCUAAGACAUCUUAUAUCAUUUAUAGGAUUCUGGAAGAAUAUUUACUCAGCUUUGUGAUGAGGCAGCACAUAUUGUAUUUCUAGAUCCAGUUUGGAAAACUAUCCUUAACAGUCCUUUUUCUAUACUUUGUAUUUGAAGUUUGUUUCAGUCAUUUUUAAAGAUUUUUGCUGGUGCAGAUAGCUGUGUGAUUUGCCCUAAGCCUCAGUAAACUUGUUUAUUCAGGAGCAUCACAAAUUGAACGUCCAGUUAGAGACUAUUUCUUGUGAUCUGGAGGCAACGAAAGACUACCCAAAAAAAGUAGUCUAGAGUUUCUUAAGACUAUUGUCAUUAACAUUCUCCAUGAUCCCAAACCAGCUGUAGGAUGAAUCUGUAUGUAAAAAGUAGAGUUUUAUUUAUGAAAAGUAUUAUUCUAAGGGGAAAAAAUUCAGGGCCAUGCUGUAUCCUUUAUAUUCUUCUCUAUUACAUGUCUAUUUAUGUUCUUUGUUAUUUCUUCAGAUUUCCUAUGCUAGCAUGGGAACUAAUCAGAGAAUAUGCCGGGGUAUAGAAUCUGUGUAUAAAAUACUUGGUCAGUCUCUUGGUUCCAGCCUAGGGUGAGUACGAAUUGACAGCGGUCAGACCCCUUCGGGUGGCCUGACCUCAGCACAGACACCCAUGACAGACAGCACUCUGAUGAUUAAAGGAGAAAGCUCAAACCUCAGGGUUUGCUUUUCCCAGAACAGUCUAUUAUUUUAAUUUAAAAAACGAUAAACCUUGAGUGAUUUUAAAAAAUAUACUUGAGGCAUAUUUUUCCAUAAUUAUAUACAAUAUCUAUUUAUUGCCCUUGAAGAAUCUAUAUAUAGAAAUUAUUGUUAUUUUUACUAUCUUAAUUUGUUCCAAAGAUAAUACUGCCAUACUGCAUUCCCUCUAGAAGAAAAAAAGAAAACACAACUCACUCAAAACCAGCAUCUCUGCUAUCAGAUAAGUAGACGUCAACGUGCACUUAUGACAAGCAAUGCAUUGUUUGCUAAUUCAGUCUUUCCUAAUGUCAGAUUUCCAAGUCGGUCUUGGCUACAUUCCUGGAAUGGUUUGAUAUGACAAGAGUCAUAAUAAGAUAUUUGUUUUGAUUACUGGGGGGGAAAUUAAAUGUUUGACUCUAUUAAAACAAAUUUCUGAGCUGCUUUUCUGUCCUCAAAGGUUGUCAAGGAUCUAAACUGCUGUGUGCUUAUUUCCUAUGUUCUGCUCAAGGUAGCAAGUGAUAUUCAGGCAUAUUGUUCCUUAUUUGGGUACAUAGGACAUUGAAAUGGUAUUUUGAGGGAUUUUUCCCCUCAUAAUACUUUGUAAUACUUGAAAUUGUUAUACAUAUCUUGCUAACGGAUGUUAAAAUUUAAACAUUUUGGAGCUUAGUGUUUCUAGGCUCAAUUUCAGGCACAUUUGACUCAUGUGCCCCCUCAGCAUGAGAGCUGCAGAAGCAGGUGGAGGAGCAGAUAUGGUCCCUGGCUUUUCUCUUGCUUUCAAAGCACAGUCUCAAGGUUAUUGGCCAGUCUUUAUUAAGGUGGAUUUCUCAUGAGUAACCCCAUUGUAUUAACAGUGCUAUGACUUGUGCUAGUUUAUCAAUACCUAGAAGCGUGUGUGUGUGUUUCUGAAGCAGGUUUCCAUGACUUCUGUUUGAGUCUCAAAGCAAAACUUCCUAUCAAAUUUAAAAGUUGUCAUUUUAAAAAUAUGCACUCAGUAGGAGCUUACACACACACACACACACACACACCAGGUCUAGGAGUGUCACCCAGUGGUAGAGCAUUUGCCUGGAAUGCUCAAGGCCCUGGGUUCAAUCCCUAGAGCAUGUAUAUGCGUAUACACACUGAGUAUGGUGUAAAGCAGUUAAUCAUGGCAUCGGCUUUAUGCCCAGCCAGUAUUCAUGGGUAGAAUAACUUCUUCCAUGUUUUAAGGUCAGGAUAGGAUUUGAGCAAGACAGAGGCUUAAGUUUGGGAUUAGGUUUAUAUCUAUCUUGUUUUUAUUGCCUCACUUUUUUUCAGUUGGACAAUUCAUCCCCUAUUAUGUUUUGAAUUCGUCCUCAUGUUCCUAGAUCUUGGCUUACCUAAGCAAGUUAAUAUCAGAUAUAAGUUGACUAAACUCAUGUUAGCCAUUCUGUACUCACACGAUACCUUCAUAGCAUCUUGUUUUCUGUGAAUCAUAAACUCAAUGCAGAGCCUGAGGACCAGAAGGCAUGGGAGGGAAAGGUAUGCCUUGUGAUCACUAUGUUAGCAUGUGGACAGACCUCCUCUGUAAAAUCCUAGCAAAUCAGGGCAGAAUUUCUAGAACUGCCUCAGUCUUGCUUAAACUUUUAGACAUGGUCUUGCUGUGUAGCCUGCUGACCUGGAAUCAACUGUUGUAGCCCUGGCAACCUUCAAACCCAGAAUCGUCCUGCCUCAGCUUUUCACUGCCAUGAUUAUAGGUAUAUGUCACCAUACCCAGCUCAUUUAAACUUUCUUUUGAAAAGCAAACAGCAAACAUUGCAUUUUACUUAGUUUUCUUAUUCAUUGUACCGGUUUUUUUUUUAAUGAUAGAAAUGAUUACAGGUUUACACCUAUCACUGUCUUAGGCAUAUAAUUUAAAUUGAAAAAUUAAUGUUUGACAAAAUAAGGCAAAGACAUUAAAGACAGUCAUUCAUAUUUUAUGGAAUUAGACAUGUGAAAUUCUGGAUCAUUCGAUGUUUGAAAACUUUGUCUGGGCAUAGUAAUACACACCUGUCACCCACCUUUGGGGAGGCUGAAGCAGGAGGAUCCUGAGUUCAAGGCCAACCUGGACAAGUAGUAAGACCCUGUCUCCAAAAACAAACCUGCCUUUGUCUUGUUUGGCAAUCACUGUGCGCCUCAGUUUACUCUGUGUGUGGGGUGCUCCUCUUCCACCGCUCCCCAGUGCUCACUUCUCCCAAGCACAUGCCAUGCUCUGAGAACCGAGAAUUACUGAGAUCAUCACAGACACUGCACAUCCUCCGUUCUUGAAUGUGCAGACUUUUAUAAUGACUUAAAUCAGUUUUUUUAGUGCUGUUAGAAUUUGUAGAAUUAUUUCAAAUAUGGCAUCAUGGCUUUCAAAAAUAUAUUUUGCAGUUGCUUUUGUAUUCGGAAGGCUAGUCUGAAGACCAGGAGGGUUUGGUGUAGAAAAUGCACUCUACUAAAAGACCUGUUCUCCCAGUAUCUUUUACAGAUCUAAGUGUUUCGAGCCCCUUGGUGUUCCCCUCCAGAGUAAAGCAGCGUCAGGAACUGACUGCUCUCUCCCCUGUAGACUCCUUACUUGUGGUUUAGUGUGAAAAUGAACUCUGAUGGUGUGCAAGGCAGCUGCUUUAGACAGUGAGUGAGAAAUGGUAAAAGAAUGUUUGAAACUUCGAGUCCUUGGUUCUCUGAUAAUUUAGCAACUUUUGUUACUGAUGCCCAACAUUUUUUAAACUGUUAAGAGGAAAAAUUAUGAAGAAUUGAGUUUACUUUUCUCAGCAACAGUUGAAAAUAACUUUUAUAAUUAAAAGCUCCCUGAAGGGAAUACAUUACAGAGAAGAUAAAACAGGAGGAUACCUUGCAGAAUGCUGGAAAGCUUACUUUGAAAAUUUAUCUAAAAUUUAAUUCAUGCAUGUCUUUACUUAAUCCUGGUAUUUCUGCUAUUAGGAAAUAGAGCUUAACAAAUUGAUAUAUGCAUAUAUUUUUUUACAUGUAGGAUUCUAGUUUCUAUCUUCUGAACUCAAGAAAACUAAACACAAAAAACAGGGUAUAAAUCUUCAACUCUUGCCUCAAACUCAAUGUUCCUUUGUCCUGACAAAGGUUAGACUUGUCUAAUAAUCUGGUAUCUUUUAGGGCAUGAUACACUCCCAUUAACUAGUUGAAAUACCAUGGCAGAGAUAGGAAACCCAAGCUUUGCCCCAGGGUAAAGUUAAAGAACAAAAGCCCCCUCAUCUCAGAAAGUGCCCACUUUAUCUAGCAUGAAUUGUAAAGACUUACUCAGCUCACAUAGGAAUUUGUCACUGGUCACCUUUUAAAUGGUCAGUCCUGCACUGUCACAUCUGCAGAGGCCAGGCGGCCCUGUAAUCAGAUAGAUGCACAGUGCAGAGUCCUUCGGUAGGCAGUCCUAGCUCCUGUGGCUCCAGCAGUCACUUUACAGCUUUAUGUGGAAAGUCAGGGAGCCGAAAUGCCCAUUACAUCACAGACCACCGGCGACAUCUGGACAGACAUGCCCUAUGAAGCAGCUCUAACCCACAAAAUGAGUUUUAAGAUAGAGACUGGUGUUUCAUCUUUGAAAAUGCUGUCUGGUUUGUGGGAAUGUUUGUUGCUGUUCUUUCCCACCCAUUAUUUGUAUGACAUAACCACUGUGAAAGGAUGUAGCGUCUCUUCACUUCCCAGUUUUGUUUUUAGGGAAGCUUUGCUCUAGUUAAGCUUUUGUUAAGACUUAUUUUCCUCAAUAAAAUGACGACUACUAUCACAGAUCACAUAGGACCAGAUAAUAGAAGCGUGAUGUGUGACUGCUAAAUGACAGAGGGCAUAAUUUCCCAGGAAAGUCAUUUCCUAAUGCCUGCACGUGACUCUUCCCUUGAUAUGGGCUGCAGAAGUAGGUUGAAACAUGGAGCAACAAUUCAAUGGAAUGCUGACUGAAACUGUCAUUUUGAACAGUAGUAAGGAAAAGAAAUAGGUUUUGUCCUCCACGUCAGUGAGGCUAAUUUGCUGCUGACACAUGGAGCUGAAACGGGCUAUCAGAGCCGACUGUGAGGACUGGGUACCUCUGCUCACUUUUCCUGUCUGUCCCAGCAUCUUUUCUCCUUCUAACAAGUCAGUCUUCUGCUGUAAAUGCAAGUGCAGAAUAACAACACAGAAGUACUGGGAUAUGUUCUUGAAAAAAGACACCUAAAAUGCACCUACCCAUCACACGGCUGAACUGAUUUCUGUGAAAUAGACUUAUUGUUUUAAAUGCUAAUUAUGUAUGCUAAGAACACCUCUAAAAAUUGUGUCUUAAAUUUCUAGUUUCACUUUUGGAAACUACUCCUGAAAAGACAUUGAAUACAGGUGGGAAAUAUAAAAUGUUCUGACACAAUGAUUCAGUAUUAUUCAGUGUUUAAUAUGAAAUUCAUUGUUGUAUCACAAGUGUAGUGUCAUUGGAUUAAAAUGUUGGAUGUUUUUGUUAAUAUACUUAAAACUGUAACCAGUGAAUAACAUCGUAGUAUUUUUUAUUAUAGAUUAUAUUUUAUUUCAAUAAACUUUGAUAUUUAGACCGAA
Molecule: messenger RNA, 8246 nt
Organism: Peromyscus californicus insignis
Lineage: Eukaryota; Metazoa; Chordata; Mammalia; Rodentia; Cricetidae
Gene: Mindy2
Product: MINDY lysine 48 deubiquitinase 2
Exons: 9
Coding region: 190-1992 (600 amino acids)
Biological process (GO): protein K48-linked deubiquitination
Cellular component (GO): cytosol; cell periphery
Molecular function (GO): cysteine-type deubiquitinase activity; K48-linked deubiquitinase activity; cysteine-type carboxypeptidase activity
Source: RefSeq, a predicted model, not a curated record